This is a messenger RNA of Neodiprion fabricii, 2518 nucleotides long. RefSeq names its product protein croquemort-like. Gene Ontology annotation, cellular component: membrane; cytoplasm. The coding region runs from base 593 to 2239 and encodes 548 amino acids. Lineage: Eukaryota; Metazoa; Arthropoda; Insecta; Hymenoptera; Diprionidae. The record is from RefSeq and is a predicted model, not a curated record. Gene Ontology annotation, molecular function: scavenger receptor activity. The transcript has 10 exons.
UUCCGGCUCUCGCGGGGCAUCUAAUUUGCCUUUCUUCUCUUUGUUCCUCCCACGCUGUUCAAAAUUCACGAUUCUCUCUGUUGUUGAGAGCAAUUCACCCGCCUGUCAUUGUCAAUUUCCUAGCCAUUUCAAGUGCCAGUGCGCCGCUAAGGUCACAUGCCACAGGUUCAGAUAAACUUUUACGCGCGAAUUUAUUGGGUCUGCUGUGGCUCUGUGAUCGUCAACGGAGUUUGUUCGCGGUUGAUUGAAGUCCGAGUGAGUGCGUUUGGAUAAAUUAACCGUAGUGCAACUUUCGCUUGAAAAUUAUUGUGUAUAAAUUGAAUUUCUCCAGGACGUCGGUAUAAAUUGAGGUGACAAUUAUAUGGGGAAUAAUCGUUUAUCGACGAUUCGUGACAAGGGGGAGUAAUCAAAGCUCCGGCUUAUCUGGUAGUGGGAGCAAAGCCAGCAGGGUCUCCGAGUCGGGAACUGAAACUGGAUUCGACCCUGCGACGCGACACCGAGACGCACGCAAGCUGGGCCAUCUCAUCGGACACUCGCAGAUGCCAUCGAGCCGAAGGAUUCGAAGGAAGUCGGGGACCCUGGGAUUGCAGCCAUGACGCCCUCCAGGAACAGACCUCUCACCUUGGCGAUAUUCGGAACGCUUCUUCUCUCCCUUGGCGCUCUGCUCUGUUUCUUCUGGCCCGUCGUGUUCCUUCGACUUCUGAGCAAGGAGUUGUCAUUGUCGCCGACGUCGACGAGCUUCGACGUCUGGAAUAAUUCAACGACGGUACCCUUGCACUUGGAGAUUUAUUUCUUCAAUUGGACGAAUCCCGAGGAAAUCAGGACUCCGGGGAAGAAGCCGAGCUUCGUUCAACUCGGGCCUUACACUUUCUUAGAAAGACGAGAGAAAGUCAACGUCGUUUUCCAUCCUGAGAACGAUACGGUCAGUUUCGAUCUAAAACGGACUUGGUACUUUGACGUGGAAAGGAGCAACGGAACUCUGAAAGACAAUGUUACCCAGCUAAAUGUUGUCGCUUUAUCGGCGGUGCACAGAAUUCGCAACUGGGCCUUUUAUUGGCAUACGAUGUUCGAGCUGAUGCUGAUAAAAAUCGGACAAAUCCACUUGACCAAGACCGUGGAUGAGCUUCUCUUCACCGGUUACGAAGAUACUCUGAUUAACAUGGGGAAAAUUUCCAAGAUUGUCGACCUUCCGCCGUUCGAUAAAUUCGGAUGGUUCUACAUGAGAAAUGAAUCUACUACGUUCGACGGCCACUUCAAUAUGGCGACCGGUCAAGACAGCAUCAUGAAUAUCGGUAUUCUGCGGAAUUGGAAUUACAGAAAUACAACGUCGUUCUAUGAUGCACCCUGCAAUGCGGUAGAGGGAAGUGCUGGAGAAUUUUGGCCACCUGACAGGAACUUCGAUGAAAUCACCCUCUUCUCAGCCGAUAUUUGCAGGCCGCUUACUUACGAAUAUAAUGGAAUGAUGACGUAUAACGGUAUCGAGGGUAAGCAAUACGUUAUCGGCGACAAGACCCUGAGCAAUAGUACGAAGAGGCGUUACACCAAUAGAAAGGCGAACUCUCAGUCCCAGGAUCCGGACGUCGUGAACGUAGGUCAGUGCUUUUGCAAUGGCGAAUGCACUCCCUCAGGCCUCAUCAAUGUUACGGCAUGUCGCUACGGGGCGCCAGCCUUCGUCAGUUUGCCGCAUUUCCACAAGGCCGAUCCCAUCCUUCGCGAACAAAUCGCCGGAAUGAACCCCGACGACGAAAAACACGGAUUUCACAUCACGCUAGAACCGACAACUGGAAUACCCAUCGAUGUUGCAGCUCGUCUACAAGUCAAUAUUCUCCUUCAGCCCUUAGAUUCCCUAAGCCUUUUCAGCGGGGUGCCAAGAACGUACUUCCCGAUGUUCUGGUUCAACGAACACGCCGGUAUUACGGAAGAGUUGGCUCCUCCGCUCAGGCUACUUAUCCAACUCUCGAAAUUCGGACAUUACACCAGCAUCGCCAUACUCGUCCUUGGAUCACUGAUCGUCCUUGCCGCCGGCGUUCUCCACUGCUUACACAAGCGGGGCAGAGUAGACGUGGUAAUGACAAUGUCAAAUAAACCGAUGUCGGCUGGAUUCACGGUUCCCACACGGCAGAAGACGGAGCUUAUCUAUCUAGACACGACGGUAGCCACCGACGACCACGACGCCCAAACGCGGCUGAACCGGCAGCUGUAUCCGAAACUCGUCGGAGAUAACUUGCAGGAUUUGUAACGGGGAGGUUUAAAACGGUGAUUAACAUCGCCCGGACUGUGUGCUUUACCCAAAGUGAUUAUUUAUCUCUUCUUACGUCACCGCGGUGAUAAUAUACUAGAUAAAUGGCCUACGCCCAAGACUUAAUACGGGGGGUAGGUUUCGCCUUAUUGUGAAUAUACGUAAUUAAUUCCGGAAUGAUCGUGCGGUUGUAGAUAUAGCUGAAUGAAAUUGUAUAUAAGUUAUUUUGACAGAAUUGUACCUGCGUUGUUAAAUUACAUGUAAACCAAGUUGAUCAAG